Messenger RNA from Diabrotica virgifera virgifera (western corn rootworm), 3680 nucleotides. RefSeq names its product nose resistant to fluoxetine protein 6-like. The record is from RefSeq and is a predicted model, not a curated record. Lineage: Eukaryota; Metazoa; Arthropoda; Insecta; Coleoptera; Chrysomelidae. The transcript is spliced from 11 exons. The coding region runs from base 77 to 2368 and encodes 763 amino acids. Gene Ontology annotation, molecular function: acyltransferase activity, transferring groups other than amino-acyl groups.
AUAAACAACUAAACGAAAAAGCGAACUUGAAGUACAAAAAAGCAUUUUUAAUUAUUUUUAUGAAGAAAAACGUAAAAUGGUGCAUUAUUCAAUUCUGAUCUUAAUUUUCUUAUUUCCUAUUAAUAUUUUUUGUGUUAGUACAAAUAAUUUGUUGAAUCCUGAUGUUAUUUAUCAGUGGUUGGUUCCUAAAAUAGGUGAAAAGAACAGUCUGUGUUAUAAUCAUAGUCAGUUUUAUUGGAAUGAAUUGCAAGACAUGAAGUUAUGGGCUGCUGAAAUGUUUGACGCCUCUGGUAAAUUUCCCAGCGGUGUCCUCUACGGCUCUCCAUAUGCUCUUGGCAACUUCGAUCAAUGUGUUGACAUAAAAGUACCUUAUUCUGACGAUCCUUUCGUUGGAAAAUACUGCAUGGCCAAAAUCACAGUCACACCACUUGCUAAAUAUAAAAUGACGGAACAAAUAGACUACCAGUUUGGAAGAUACGAGACCUUUUUUAAUGUUUCGGCGUGGAGCAAAAUGCUGGCAUACCAACAUGAAGACUCUAAAGCAUCCAGAAACGAAAUCUACUUCUCGUUUUGCAUGCCAUCAUCUUGCACGCAUGAAGAUCUCAAAGAGAAGCUGACGUCCCUUGCAGAAAUUAUCAACAACGAUUUUAACGAAACAAUUUUAACAAUUGACGUUGACCAGAAAGACUGCCAAAUUCGUGAGGAGUAUAAGGUAUCCACGGGAGAUGCUGUGUUUAUAUUUAUUGUGUUAUUGUGCUUUGUAAUAGUGCUGGGAUGCUCAAUAUAUGACAUGAUUACCAGAGAUGACGACAGAUACAUCUCCAGAGUACCGGGAAAAUGGCACGACCUAUUUAUGUGCUUUUCCUUUCCGCAUAACCUGAAGAAACUAGCUACCAAGACUGCUAAUGAGGACGGUUUGGAAUGCUUAGCUGGCGUGCGGGUGCUAUCGAUGUUUCUGAUCAUUUUUGGACACAGAUGCAUGUUUACUUUUGGAUCCCCUCUUACUAACCCCAUCUUCUUAGAACAGAUGUACUCAAAAUUUGAAGCAGCAGUUGUUUUAAAUGGACCGCUGAUAGUGGACACAUUUUUCUUAGUCUCAGGAUUUCUUGCCAGUUACAUCAUUCUCUUACAUUUGAAGCACUCUAGCAAUGCUGUGAAAGUAGGAUUGAUCUACGUACAUCGGUUAAUCAGGAUGACACCAGCAUACGCCAUGGUUCUGUUAUUCUACUGCACCGUAUAUGUGAGUGUGGGUAGUGGACCAUUUUGGCAAGAGAGAAUUGGAGUCGAAAAAAAUCGUUGUGUGGAGACCUGGUGGGCCAACUUGGCAUAUGUAAAUAACUAUGUCAAUACAGAGAAUCUGUGUAUGUUCCAGUCAUGGUUCAUCACUUGUGACAUGCAUUACUUCUUGACAGUACCAAUUUUGGUACUCCUAUUGAAGUGGAACGCGCUGUAUGGAGUCGUUACUAUUGUGGCUUUAAUAGCGUGCUCGAUAGUGGUUGCAGGAUCUUCCGUAUACCUCAAUAACGAAUCGCCAAUAUUAUUGGUCUAUGCAAAGUUAUUAAGAGAUCCAGUUAGUAAUGCGACUUUUAGGACCAUUUAUAUUCCGUCGCACAUGCGUGCCAGUCCUUACUUUCUGGGAGUGUUGACAGGCUUCAUCAAGUACCAACUGAAGCAUUCGUCGUUCAAACUACCACAAUGGCUAACUCGUACAGGAUGGUUUUUGGCCGUUGUUGUAUCUCUAGGUACUCUGCAUGUGGGUUACAUCUUUUAUAUGCCAGAAUAUACGAAGACGACUAUUGUAACGGCUGUGUAUGCUGGAUUUCACCAUUUUACUUUUGCUCUUGGUAUAGCGUGGUUAAUAAUUGCUGUGUCAUCGGGAAAAGGACCAUGGAUUGAUCCAAUACUUAGCUGGAAACCGUUUGUUCUUCUCAGUCGUUUAAGUUACACGGCUUUCUUAUGUCAUGGGGCCGUACAGCUAUAUACAGCAGCGUCUUUGAGGGAACCCAGCUACGCCACUGUAUUUGGCACUGUCUACGUAUCAUUUGGAGACAUCGUUACGGCAUACACCUUGGGACUCAUGCUCAGUAUGUUCUUUGAAUCACCAAUGAUCGGCAUCGAAAAACUUAUUUUCAGCAAAAACAAAGAUCCACCGUCAUUAGAGCAAGACGGCAAAGCAACACCUGUUAUAAAACUCUCUCCUAUAGCAGCACAUGGCACUAUCAAUAACAACAAUGAAGAAAAACCAUCGUCUGCAUGUCAGGGAUCUAACAAUAUCAUGGAAACACCUGAUAAACACGUUAGUCGGGAUGAUACAGGAGAUCACUCCGUUGAUGAUGAGAAUAAAACAGUUAUUGUGCAUACGGAAUAGUCUUAAUUGGACAUUUUUAACUAAAUAAUUUUAUUUCGCACACAAAAUUCGUUAAAAAUGUUACUUGGGAUGUUAUAUACAGGGUGUCCCGAAAAGAUUGGUCAUAAAUUCUGCCACACAUUCUGGAGUUGAAAAUAGUCCGACUGAACUUAAUUUACCUUAGUACAAAUGUGCUCAUAAAAAAAGUUACAGCCCUUUGAAGUUACAAAAUGAAAAUCGAUUUUUUUCAAUAUAUCGAAAACUAUUAAAGAUUUUUUAUUGAAAAUGGACAUGUAUCACUCUUAUGGCAGGUUCAUCUUAAAUCAAAAUUGUAGUGAGAUUUUUUCACCCCAUAAAAAUUUUAUGGGGGUUUUGAUCCCUUAAACCCCCUCAAACUUUUGUGUACGUUCCAAUUAAUUCAUUAUUCUAGUACCAUUAGUUAAACACAACGUUUCUAAACUUUUUUGCCUCGUAGUAUUUUUUCGAUAAGCCAGUUUUUAUCGAGAUGCGGCUUCUUUUUUAAUAUAUUUACAUAAAAAUUUUAUGGGAGUUUUGUUCCUUUAAGCCCCCCAAAUGUUUGUGUACGUUCCAAUUAAACUAUUAUUGUGGUACCAUUAGUUAAACACAGUGUUUUUAAAACUUUUUUGCCUCUUAGUCUUUUUUUGAUAAGUCACCUUUUAUCGAGAUGUGGCUUCUUUUUCAAAAUAUACCUAAAAAUGUAAAUUAUAAAUACAUUUUCAGAUUAUUAACAGGUCUCUACAUAUAAUCGUACUUAACCAUAUACCAAUAUGUGGUGGAUUCGAUAAAUAUUCAAAAUAUCUCGAUAAACACUGGCUUAUCGAAAAAAUCCUAAGAGGCAAAAAUGUUUUAAAAACAGUGUGUUUAACUAAUGGUGCCGCACUAAUAAUUAAAUUGGAACGUACACAAAAGUUUGGGGGGGUUUAAGGGAACAAAACCCGUAUAAUUUUUUUAUAGGGUACACAAAUUUCACUUUAAUUUUUAUUUAAGAUGCUGCUGCCAUAAGAAUGCCACAUGUCUAUUUUCAAUGAAACAUCUUUGAGUUUUCGAUAUAUGAAAAAAACAUUGAUUUUCAUUUUGUAACUUCAAAGGGCUGUAACUUUUUUGUGUGCACUAUUGUAUAUAUAGGUAAGUGAGGUUCAAUCAACCUAUUUUUGACCCCAGAAUCUGUGGUAUAAUUUAUGACCAAUCUUUUCGGGACACCCUGUAUAAUGUUAUUAUAUCCAGUGAUAUUUUUUAAUUAGUGAUAUGUAAAUACUAUACAAAUAACUUAUUACUUUUAUGUACCUACCUAAAUAAAUAUUUAUUAUUUUUA